AUGCUUAGUGAUAAGAAAUGGAAAGAAGUUGAUGAAAAUGAUGAAAUUGAGGAAGUUGCUCGUUUAAUUUCUGCUGUUUAUGAAAAAGCUUCUGGUUCUGAAGAUCUUCGUACUGCAGUAGCUGCAUCAUCAUUAUACAAAGUAGAUUCAUCACUGAGCCUUUCAGAAUUAUCUGGUCAAGAAAUUCAAAAAAAAGAAGUUGAUUCAUUUCUUGCAAAAGCAAUAAAACGUGCACAAGAGAUUGAGCAAGUGCCAAUACAAGAUAUAAAGGCUCAGCCGUUUAUGCACAUUUGGGAUUGUGGAGGGCAGGCAGUGUUUUUGGAGAUUCUUCCAGCUUUUCUUACACCACGCACGCUAUUUUUCCUCAUAUUUAAUGCAGCAAAGAGUCUUGAUAAGAAAUGGGAAAAUAUUCGUAAUACAAAGGGAAAUAUGAUAUGCGAUAAUUUAGAAAGCAUGUCCACUAAAAAUCUGCUUUUCAACUGGAUAGCAAAUAUUCAUCAUCACUUGGCCCAAUUAGAUGAAAGAGGAGCCUUUCUCAGUUAUCCUCGUACUUAUUGUAUUGGUACACAUGGUGACCAGAUAAAUCCUGAUGAGCAGAGAGCUGCUAUUAAAAAUAUAGAAAGUGCUUUAUACCAAAAUAAAGCUUUUUCUGACUUAAUAAAGAAGGUGCUAGUUGUUGAUAACACAACUGCUGGAAGCUGUAACGAAGACCAAAAUUUUUCAAUUAUUCGAGAAGAAGUUAGCGACUUCACCUGCAAUGAGCUAAUUGUCAAGACGCCAGUGAGCUGGGUGCUGUUUCGUAAAGUUAUUAAAAUGCUUGACAAGAAAUUCAUUAGUUUGAAGGAGGCUCAUAGAAUUGGUUUAGCAUGUAAGAUCCCCCACAAUGAUGUUCCUAAAGUUCUCCUUUUCUACCAUGAUCUUGGAGUUCUCCUUUACUAUCCGUUUAUCAAGGGUCUUCAAAAUAUAGUUAUUACAGACCCUCAGUGGUUUGUUGAAACUCUUGGAAAAGUCUUUACACUUGAGGGCAAAGAAAAUCAAGAUGCAACACAAGCUAGAUCAAUGUGGAGCUUAUUACGUGAAGAAGGUAUCCUUGUCCAGCCAUUGUAUCAAAAGGUUUGGAGAGAUUAUAAAGAAAUUAAGCCUGAUGACUUGAUGGAGCUGUUGGUUCAUUUUCGACUUGCUGCUGAAGUUAAAACAGACCGAUACUAUAUUAAAAAUGUUAAGCAAUAUUUCCUACCUGCUGUGCUAAAGUUGUAUGAUAUUUCAUCUCCACUAUCAAUUUCUGAUGAUCAGCCAGUUGCCCGAGCAACUAACCUCCACAUCACUUUUGGCACCAAUUUUGUUCCUCCUGGCUUCUUCACUCGUUUUAUUGCAUCAUUCGCCAAUGCCUCAUUGUAUGAAAUCUUUUUUGAAAAAAAGUGUGUGUUUCGAAACCGUAUCAUGUUCGGAGACCCAAAUAUCACGAUUACUGUCACUGAUCUUUGUGAUACUAUUCAAGUUAGCGUUGAAUUUUACACUAGCACAUCUUUCAGUAAUACUUGCCAAGAGUUAAAAAAAUUAGUAGAAAGUUGUUGCAACAAUGUAGAUGAAGCUCUAGCUACUCAUUGUAAAUCUUCGAAAACAAUCGAAAUAAAUAGGAAGCUUCGCUAUGAGUGUACAGCAUGUGGUACUUAUGAGCGUCAUUACAUUAUUAGCCCUGCUUCAGGCCAAACAGCUGAUUCACUUCUUCAGUGUCAAAUAAGUAAAACACGGCGGCGACCAACUCUUGAAGAAUCAUAUUGGUUUCCUGAAGGAGACAAGACAGCUCAAAAUGUACCAGUGUCUAUUAGUCAGCAAGAAAUGCUUACCAUAUCACAAAGAGCCAGUGACAAAGCUGAUUCUGUGGCUGCAGGCUUGGAUAUGCUUCAGAGGUUGAAUGCACUUCGACUAGAUCAUCACAAUAAUCCAAUGCUUCAUUUGCUUUUUGAGUGGAAUAGGGGAGGAGGAUGUAGGGAAGACUUAGUUAAAACUCUUAAGGAUGUUAACCUUCAUAAACUUGCUGAUCAAGUUCAAAACUCCAGUUACACAGAAUUACCUAGACCUGUCACAGCUGUCAGUGUUAGUAGCACAGGUUCUCAACAAGCAUUUGACCAACCUUUAGUCAUUGAGUCUUCUUCAG
This is a messenger RNA of Amphimedon queenslandica, 2158 nucleotides long. RefSeq lists its product as uncharacterized. The annotation marks the transcript as partial. The transcript has 4 exons. Lineage: Eukaryota; Metazoa; Porifera; Demospongiae; Haplosclerida; Niphatidae. The record is from RefSeq and is a predicted model, not a curated record.